Molecule: messenger RNA, 2224 nt
Organism: Musa acuminata AAA Group (dessert banana)
Lineage: Eukaryota; Viridiplantae; Streptophyta; Magnoliopsida; Zingiberales; Musaceae
Product: transmembrane 9 superfamily member 7-like
Exons: 8
Coding region: 43-1947 (634 amino acids)
Biological process (GO): protein localization to membrane
Cellular component (GO): membrane
Source: RefSeq, a predicted model, not a curated record
CAAUACGAGAUACCAGUGUGGUCUUUUUCGCUCGCUCCGUCGAUGGCGAACCACGGCGAGAUCGCGCCGCUUCUUCUUCUCCUCCUCUCAUCUCUUCUCGUGCUGCCCCAGGCAGACGCGUUCUACCUCCCCGGCGUGGCACCUCGCGAUUUCCAGAAGGAUGAUGAGCUUCAAGUCAAAGUGAACAAGCUUUCAUCUACAAAGACACAACUUCCAUAUGAUUACUAUUUUUUGGAUUACUGUAAGCCUCUGAAGAUCAUGAAUAGUGCUGAGAAUCUAGGAGAGGUUCUUCGUGGAGACCGUAUUGAGAAUUCUAUUUACACAUUUCAAAUGAGAAGGGAUGAAGGUUGCAAAGUAGCUUGUCGCACAAAACUUACCCCUGAAGCUGCAAAGAAUUUUAAGGAGAAGAUAGAUGAUGAAUAUCGAGUGAAUAUGAUCUUGGAUAAUCUUCCUGUAGCAGUUCCUCGACAAAGAAGAGAUGGAAAUCAAGUAGCAACUUAUGAACAUGGAUUCCGUGUUGGUUACAAGAUCAAUGAUGAUAAGUAUUACAUAAAUAAUCAUCUCAGUUUCAAAGUCAUGUAUCAUAAAGAUCUAGAUUCCGAAGAUUCUCGAAUUGUUGGUUUUGAGGUGAUUCCAAGCAGUGUGAAGCAUGAAUUUAGUGAGUGGGAUGACAAGAAUCCUAAAGUGCUUACCUGUUACCCAAGCACUAAAAUAACUCCAACUAGCAAUGCUCCACAGGAAGUAGUUGCUGAAAAAUAUGUUGUCUUCUCAUAUGAUGUUACAUUCCAGCCCAGUGAAAUUAAAUGGGCAUCUCGUUGGGACACAUAUCUUCUGAUGAAUGAUGACCAAAUCCACUGGUUUUCUAUCAUAAAUUCAUUGAUGAUAGUUCUCUUUCUAUCUGGUAUGGUGGCGAUGAUCAUGAUGAGAACCCUUUACAGAGAUAUAUCCAAUUAUAAUCAGCUGGAGACCCAGGAUGAAGCCCAGGAAGAAACAGGAUGGAAAUUAGUCCAUGGUGAUGUUUUUAGAUCACCCACUAAUUAUGGUUUGCUUUGUGUGUAUGUGGGAACUGGUGUUCAGUUCUUUGGGAUGACCUUGGUCACAAUGAUAUUUGCAUUGCUGGGCUUCCUCUCUCCUUCCAACCGCGGGGGUCUUAUGACUGCAAUGGUUCUUUUGUGGGUGUUCAUGGGUCUAUUUGCUGGAUAUUCAUCUUCCCACCUCUAUAAAAUGUUCAAAGGCACAGAGUGGAAAAAGAUCACCUUGCAAACUGCAUUCAUGUUUCCUGGUGUGGUUUUUGCUAUUUUCUUUGUGCUCAAUGCUAUUAUCUGGGGGGAGAAAUCAUCUGGUGCUGUUCCAUUUGGUACCAUGUUUGCGUUGGUUUUCCUAUGGUUUGGCAUAUCUGUACCAUUGGUGUUUGUUGGGAGCUAUAUCGGAUUCAAGAAGCCUGCAAUGGAGGAUCCAGUAAAGACCAAUAAGAUCCCUAGGCAAAUACCGGAGCAGGCUUGGUACAUGCAGCCUGGAUUUUCUAUACUAAUUGGUGGAAUACUUCCAUUUGGUGCUGUCUUCAUUGAGCUCUUCUUCAUUCUGACAUCCAUAUGGCUGAAUCAGUUUUACUACAUCUUUGGCUUCCUCUUCAUAGUGUUCAUCAUCCUCAUCGUGACUUGUGCUGAGAUCACAAUGGUGCUUUGCUACUUCCAGCUUUGCAGUGAGGAUUAUUAUUGGUGGUGGAGGGCAUAUUUGACCGCAGGUUCUUCUGCAAUCUACCUCUUUGCAUAUGCGGUAUUCUACUUCUUCACCAAGUUGGAGAUAACCAAGUUGGUUUCUGGCAUCCUUUACUUUGGAUACAUGUUGAUCGCAUCAUAUUCAUUCUUUGUGUUGACUGGGACAAUUGGCUUUUAUGCCUGUCUGUGGUUCGUUCGCAAGAUAUACUCAUCUGUUAAAAUAGACUGAUGGGAUUCUGGGAAAAAGGUCUUUUAAUAAGGUUCCAUCAGCAUAUGGAAGGUUAGAAUAGAUGCUGAGAUUUUAGUUCGAGGGAGUUGAGUGACACUGUAUGUGGGAAGUCAAGCGCUAGGGCUGCAGACAACUUCCUUGGACAGUUUCAGGGGUUGGUGAUUCUACGAGGCGGAUGCUAUUGGGGGCGGGACCGAAUCAGCCCUGAAAUCAUGCAGGGGUGAUCUGGCCUCUCACCAACCUGAUAUAUAAGCUUCCGUCACAAAUCAGGACUGUG